CAUCAAUUGCCAAUGCCAUAACAAAACAAAAAUGAUUCUAUUUUAUGUUCUAUUUUGUUGUAUAAAAAUUAUUCUAUCUUAUAACUACACGGAACAUUUCAUUGAUGUUCCCAUAGACCACUUUAGCCUCUCGACUAACGUUACCUUUAAGCUACGAUAUCUUGUUGUAGACAAAAACUACAUUAAAGGUGGGCCUAUAUUUUUUUACUGUGGUAAUGAAGCUGAUAUUCUCGUAUUUUAUGAAAACACUGGGUUCCUUAUGGAUAUCGCGCCCAUAUUCAAUGCGCUAGUGGUUUUUGCUGAACACAGAUACUACGGUAAAUCGAUGCCUUUCGGUGCAAGUUCUUUGAGUUCUCCCGAAAAGUUGAGUUAUCUUACCACUUCUCAGGCCCUUGCAGAUUUUGUAGUACUGAUAGAUUCAUUAACCAAAGAGUAUUAUAAAACAAUGAUAUCAUCUGACACAUAUCCAGUUAUUGCUUUUGGAGGGUCAUAUGGAGGUAUGUUAGCUGCCUGGCUAAGAAUGAAAUACCCUCACAUUGUUCUUGGAGCUAUAGCAGCUUCAGCGCCGCUUCUCCAAAUCAACAAUUUAGACAUUUGCGAAUCCUUUUAUCGUGUAGUAACCGAUGCCUAUAGACGUAACGGAAAUUGUAGCUAUCCGAUUAAAGUCUCUUGGGAAGCUAUUAGAAAUAUCACAAAAACGCCUGAAGGAAAAACAGCUGUAAGUGAGGUUUUUAAGCUAUGUAAGCCAAUUAAAAAUGACGACGAUACUGACAGACUCAUUGAUAAUAUAGCAGAUACAUAUGUAACGCUUGCUAUGUUAAACUAUCCAUAUUUCACAGAAUUUCUUACAGCAUUACCAGCCAAUCCCGUGAAGUCUUUCUGUGAUAAGCUAAAGAGUUUUGAUACUGUAAACACUUCUUUGGAUCUUUUAAAAGCUAUAUCAAGUGCCCUGGAAAUUGGUACCAACUUUUCUGGAACUAUUAAGUGCAAUGAUUUUACUACACCUAGUAAUGCAAAUCAACCGACGGACUAUGCCUGGGAUUUUCAAGCUUGUUUCGAACUUAUAAUGCCUUUGUGCUCCACAGAAGACAUUAUGUUCGAAUUCACAAACUGGAACUAUGAAAACUACACCAAAGAGUGCAUUAAACGUUAUGGAGUGAUACCAUACACUCCUGAGUCAGUUCUGGUUAAGCAUGGUGGCAAAAUAUUAAAAUAUGCUUCGAAUAUCGUAUUUAGUAAUGGGUUAAAUGAUCCCUGGUAUACCGGUGGAAUUUUGAAAAAUAUUUCAGAUAGUGUUGUGGCGAUUUUGAUACCAGAUGCAGCACAUCAUUAUGAUUUGCGUGGUUCUAAUCCGGUAGAUUCUAAAUAUGUGAUUGACGCCAGAAAAUUUCAUAUAAAACAAAUUAAAAAAUGGUUAAAUAUUUAGCUUUUUGUGUUUAAAUUU
Molecule: messenger RNA, 1444 nt
Organism: Anthonomus grandis grandis
Lineage: Eukaryota; Metazoa; Arthropoda; Insecta; Coleoptera; Curculionidae
Product: lysosomal Pro-X carboxypeptidase-like
Exons: 1
Coding region: 32-1426 (464 amino acids)
Biological process (GO): proteolysis
Molecular function (GO): dipeptidyl-peptidase activity; serine-type exopeptidase activity
Source: RefSeq, a predicted model, not a curated record